AUGGGCGGAGACCAGUCACUACGAAUCCCGAAGAAUAAGAGCACCGGGAACCUACAUCCCGUCAAGUACGAUGCACCCUCGUUUCCUCAGAGAACACGCUUCUCCUUCGACGCGGGGACCGCUCAAGAGAUGAACAAUCUCAAAAGGGCUGCUCGUAUCGACCAUGACGGCUUGGGCAGGUCCGGCCUUCGAAGAAUCAGACGACAAGGGCCGUCGCUACGAACCCCUACGCUGAUCUUGGAGGCCGGAGAAUUUAUUGCUCCUGUGCUGCAUCACUCCAAGACUGCGCCAAUAUCAGGCUCCUCCAGCCGGUCCGUUUCAACGGGCUAUAUGAUGAGCGGACCCUCUUCUCCUGUGCUAGAGGAUCUUCAUCGCUUUCCCUCAGAAUCUCUCCACUCAUUCUCUUUCGCCAAGCAGUCCGAGGAGGUCCUACACAGCAGGCAGAACAUUCUUCAGAAGUCAAUCGAUUUCGUGAGGGACCGUUCGUCAUGGGCCUCAAAUCCAGCCUUGGCUCACGCCCAAGCGCGAGUCAGUGGGGAUCCAGAGCUUCAGGGCAUGAUGGACCUGCUCAAGAAGGCAAACAUCAUUCCCAUCGACACAAGCAACAGCAGAUCCAAAGCGGUGGGUCUGGGGCCCUUCACGGGCCCUGCCCACACCGAUGGACGCAAUGUUUUCGAAAAGAGCUUUGGCCGGGAGUUGGAGCAUGCCGGACAGGAAGUUGCGAGCCCUGACCCCGAGGAAGCAAUGCAAAGACGAAAAUAUUCCCUAGAUGAUGACAUGUCGCCGAAUGAGCCUGGUCUUGAAAUGCAGAUACCGCCAACCAGAUCAGAUUCUAUAGAUGUGCCUCCGCGGACGGGCCUCAAGAGGACGUACACGGAUCUGCACUCUCUGUCUCUACAGCAGAAGCUUAUAGAAGCACUUGCUCAGCCAUACUCGGCUGAUGACAACAAUCUUACGCAAGGCGCUGUGCGCGCUUCUUCGAUCACAGGUGUUCCUGCUACACCUACCACUGGAAAUCCCUCGUCCGUCCAUACCCACAGCAGCAAGUGGUCGCCUGCGCACCAGGCUGUUUUUCGCACAACGGCAGAUGCUCCUUGGACGAUUCUGGCAGCCAAUGAUCUGGCCUGCCUGAUCUUCGGAGUUACACGAGCUGAACUCCGGUCUUUGAGUAUCCUUGGAAUCAUUCAGGAAGAAAGAAGGCACUGGUUGGAGAUGAGACUGUCGCGACCUGAAGAAGUUCAGGAACCGCAGUCCCCGUCCCCUCCGAAGAGUGAAGCGAGAAGCACUAGCCUGUCAUUGGUAGGGUCAAGAAGCGGUAUUACAGCUCGGCUACUUAGUAAAGCUCCCUCUCGAGCUAACAAAUCUUCAGAAAGAGCAAGGACGGACGAUGGCUCUGGCGGCCACUACAGCCCCAAGCCUAAGAACCACCCGUCAAACAAAUCAAGGGGCGUCCUGCUUUGCGGAGACAUCGUGCCCAUUCAAAGACGAGAUGGCAGCAAGGGUGCAGCCAGCUUUUGGGUCAUGGAAAAACGCGGUGGUCUUAUCUGGGUGAUCGAAGAGAUCACCGAGGACGUCGCAUACCUCGAUAUUGAUGACAUGGGCGCGGUGAAAAGUGCUCAUGGUGAGAUACUUGCCAUUUGGGGCCGGUCCGACCUUGAUGGCACACCCCUCAAGUCUCUCCUUCCAAAGUUCCCGUUGGAUGCACUUGACUCCCACGACAAACAUUACAUAGGGUAUUUCGCAGCAGAAACGAUUGAACAUGUCCGUAUACCGACCACAGUGGAGGUAUCACCGACAGGAGACCAGAUCCGAAUUUCCAGUCUGCCUCACAUAGCAGGUGUCAUGGUCUUGGACCCAGAUACUCUUAAAAUCACGAGCUCGAACAGCAUAUUCUCAGCAGCUCUGUUUGGGUAUCCGAAACUUGAUGGCUUGCGUAUCGCUAGUCUGAUCCCCAGCUUCGAGGAUGUUUUGAGCAUUCUAAGGCAGGAUGACGGUGUCGACCUCGUUGAUGGCAUUGUUGUGCCAGAACACAGCUUUCGUCGAGCUCGAACCAUUCUCUCACUUCGCGAAGGCAAAGAAAAUCCUGCCCACAUAUUCUUAAGGCCGUGCGGUGUCCCCGCUAAACAUCGAGAUGGAUCGGACAUUAUGGUUGAUAUUCAGAUGAGAGUCAUUCGCAGUGAAACUGUCUUUCCCAUGUCGGAUGAGGCUGUGAUCGAGGAAAAAGAUGAGCUCCGGGCGGAAUCAAGUGUUGCCGUGGCGGAGCUUGUUUACGCACUCUGGAUCAUCUAUUCCCGCAAUAUUCAUGGUGUGGGAAUAGGCCCCAACGAUGAUAACUAUUUGGCGCAUGAACGCUCUUUGUCGCCACCAUCACAACCAGAACCACCCCCAACGCUCCCUUCUCCACCUCCAGUGCCCUCAGACAGAUCCGGAGACAGCUCCCAGCUUUCGCUUGUGGCUGAUCAAUCAGAUGAAACAGAGUCCGUCACCAUGGAUGAACCGCUCGAACAUCCACCUCCCCAUAUGACAUAUAUUUCUCACAAGAAAAAGACCAUUGAUGACUUCAUUAUCUUAGAGGAAAUGGGCUCUGGAGCAUACGGUCAGGUUAAGCUUGUUAGAUACAAGAAAGGUCAGUCGAGGAAGAUGGUUCUCAAGUAUGUGACCAAAAAGCGUAUCCUGGUCGACACUUGGACCAGAGACCGCAGGUUGGGCACCGUUCCGUUGGAGAUCCAUGUCCUAGAUUAUCUUCGUCGAGAUGGGCUCCGACACCCUAAUAUCGUGGAGAUGAUUGACUUCUUCGAGGAUGAUAUCAAUUAUUACAUUGAAAUGCUACCUCAUGGCAUUCCGGGUAUGGACCUGUUCGACUAUAUCGAGCUGAGGACAAACAUGACCGAGGCCGAGAGUCGGAACAUCUUUCGCCAGGUAGUGGACGCUAUUCAUCAUCUCCACACGAAGGCUCUUGUGGUGCAUCGAGACAUUAAAGAUGAGAAUGUUGUUUUGGAUGGCGAAGGACGAAUCAAAUUGAUUGACUUUGGCAGCGCUGCAUAUAUCAAAAAUGGACCAUUUGACGUGUUUGUGGGAACUAUAGACUAUGCUGCCCCGGAAGUUCUUCAUGGCAGACCCUAUGGCGGCAAGGAACAAGACGUAUGGGCAUUGGGCAUAUUGUUAUACACCAUUGCGUACAAAGAAAAUCCUUUUUAUAACUUAGAUGAAAUACUCGAUCACCCACUGCGGGUUCCGUUUUUGCCAUUUUCUGAAGAAUGCCUAGAACUCAUUCGGAAGAUGUUGGACCGUGAUGUGGACAGACGUAGCACCAUUGAAGAAGUGCUUGACGAUCCUUGGCUUGAAGAAGACGAUGACUGA
This is a messenger RNA of Cladophialophora psammophila CBS 110553, 3360 nucleotides long. RefSeq names its product CAMK/CAMKL/PASK protein kinase. Gene Ontology annotation, biological process: negative regulation of glycogen biosynthetic process; protein phosphorylation; intracellular signal transduction. The transcript is spliced from 5 exons. Bases 1 to 3360 code for a protein of 1119 amino acids. The record is from RefSeq and is a predicted model, not a curated record. Gene Ontology annotation, molecular function: ATP binding; protein serine/threonine kinase activity. Gene Ontology annotation, cellular component: cytosol; cytoplasm; nucleus. NCBI's taxonomy places the organism in Eukaryota, Fungi, Ascomycota, Eurotiomycetes, Chaetothyriales, Herpotrichiellaceae.